UUGCUUGGCUUCCUCGCUCUCUUCCGCGACGGCGCCUGCAAGUCACAUCCGCCCGCCGCCAUGACCAAGUUCAACGUGGUGCAGAAGAACAGGCGCGAGUGGAAGCAGGACCGCAAGCGCCAGGCCCAUGGGGAGCCCGGCACCGGCAAGCUCAAGCAGCGGACCGCGCCCGUCUCCAUGUCCGGCAAGCGCAAGCGCAAGCUCCAGCGCCGCCUCAACCGGGAUCAGAAAGAAGCUGCGAUGAUUAAGGCGCUGGAGAACAACAUGGGGGAUGUUGAGAUGGCCUCUGCUGAAGAGUCUUCAGAAGCUGCAAAGGGCAAGUCUCAAGUGAAGUUUAACGUGAAGAGAAACUCAAGGAUACAGGUCAAAAGAUUAAAAGGCAAAGGCAGAAAGAAAGCAAAAAAUGCAAAGCCGCCUACGAAGGAAAAAGUUGACACCAUGGUAGAAUGACCGGCAAUACUGAAUUACUAGUACUGUGAUAUGAGUCUUUGUACGUCUGCUGAGAGCACCAGCAGGGAUCGCCGAAAACUGGAGCAUGAAACUACCUUGCUCCUCUACCAUCUGAAUGUUCAUUAGAAACUACUUAGCUCAAUGGAAGUUUAAGACAUCAAUUAAGGCUUCACUUGUUGAAUUGAAUGUAUGGUUUUCUUCAUGUUCCUGUAAACCUUGCAUCCAGACCUUGAGUUUGUGGAGAUAUUUGGCUGUGGGUGGUUGGCCGUUGGUACUA
Messenger RNA from Phragmites australis (common reed), 727 nucleotides. RefSeq lists its product as uncharacterized. The coding region runs from base 61 to 450 and encodes 129 amino acids. The record is from RefSeq and is a predicted model, not a curated record. The transcript is spliced from 4 exons. NCBI's taxonomy places the organism in Eukaryota, Viridiplantae, Streptophyta, Magnoliopsida, Poales, Poaceae.